GACGGUCUUCUCCGUAUCUCCUCAUUUUUCAUAUACACCUCUUAAUCUUGUCAUUCCACGGCAAGAGUUUUUUUUCUCUCUUCUUGCUGGUGAAGCAGCGGUAGAGGAAGAUUGAAAAGGCAAACGGAGACCCACAAUCAUGCUUCGUCGUGGAUCGAAUACGUGGCAGGCAGUACUCGUCGCGGUUGUGGCGGCGAUGCUGCUGGCCGUCGGCGUCCACGCACAGAGCGCGGUCCCGCGGUGUGACCAGGAUGCCAUGACAUUCGAGGCCCAGGUCGACACCUCCUCCCUCGGGCUGCUGACCUACCAUGGACUGAACUUCUGCCAGACGGACGUCGACGCCUCUCUGGAGGUGGUGAAGGACGUGGCGAGCCCAAACACCGUCGUGACGCUGGACGAGUGGACGUUCGUUGUCGGCAUCAACAGCGUCACGCCCGCCGUCUUCACCCUCAACGCUCUGUGCGGCACCACGGUGGUGUGUCAAGCGGAGUUGACCUACGUCGUCCCUUAUGUGGCCCCAUCGUCGUCCCACGCUGAAAGCGGCAGCAGCAGCGUUCCCGUCUCGCCGUACCCGACCUGCACGCAUGCCCCCAACACAGUCUCCUACAAGCCCGGUGCGACCUAUCAGCAGAAAUUACCGCUGGAGGUGACGGACGGCGAGUGCGUCUACACGGCCCAGCUGGAUCAGCCGUCCACUGGCACAGUGGCCAUGACGUCGCUGCCGCUGCAUUACACCUUCACUUCGCCGUCCACCAGCACCGGCUCGACCUCGUUCCGCUACCGCGUGGCUUGCGAUGGCGAGAUUGUCUGUCAGAGCACCCGGACCGUCACCUUCGACCCCAGCAGCACCGUCCCUGUCAUCUAUCCCAUCUGCUCCCACGCCGACAAGAACGUCACCUACACCUCCGGCACCGCGUCGAUGGGAACCUUUCCGAUGGACCUGCAAGACGCCGCCUGCGUCUACACUGCCACAAUCACGCAGCCACCGUACCUCGGCAACAUCACGCCGGCCACCGCGGGGCUGUCCUACACCUACGCGGCGCCCAGCGGUGUGACAGCCAGCAAGAGCAACACCGUCGGCUACGCGGUGCAGUGCAACGGCGCGACGGUGUGCGAAGACGCGCUGCGGGUGACGGUGGUGCCAGCACCGGAGCCGAUCUACCCAACGUGCUCGCAGUCCAACAAGACCCGCAACUACGCGACCAGUUCGACGCAGACGGACAGCUUCCCGUUGGAUGUGCAGGACAGCAGCUGUGCCUACACGACGGCCAUCUCGGGCUGGCCUUCCGUCGGCCUUAUCGUGCCCGACAGCACGGGGCUUGGCUACCUCUACGUAAUGCCGAACACCGCCGUGGUGAGCACCAUCACCCACGCAAACUAUACAGUCCAGUGCGACGGCGUCGUCGUCUGCAAGGAUCAGCUCACCGUGCGCGUGACACCGGAGGUGACCCCGACCUACCCGGUCUGCUCUCACGGCAACAAGCAACGCCGCUACCCGGUCGGCGCCACUUCGUCGGGCAGCUUUCCGAUGGACGUGCAGGACGCCAGCUGCGUCUACGCGACGAGCAUCUCCGUCGGGCCAGCGAUGGGCACGCUGACGCCGAGCGCGAGCGGGCUGGGCUACACCUACUCCGUGCCGAUUACUGCCAGCGUGGGGGCCGCGACGACGAUCGGUUACCGCGUGGCGUGCGCCGGGGCCAUCGUCUGCGCCGACACGCUUGCCGUUGUGCUGGCCCCCGCCUCCGAGACGACGACGAGCACCUCCACCGCUGCCCCGGCCACCAGCACCACCACGUCGACUACGCCGGCGCCGGGGACGCUGCCGGUGUGCUCGCACCGCACGGCGAUGCGCACCUACCGCAUUGGGGAGCUCUACCAGGACACACUGCCGCUCGAUGUGGUGGACACCGCCUGCGCCUACAGCGCCGUCAUCGCGGACCCGGCGGUGGGCACGGUGGCCAUCCUGGGCAACGCCAACCCGCUCGCCUACGUCUACCAGACGCAGAUGAACGUGUUGCCGCAGGACACGAAAAUGAGCUACACGAUCGCGUGCGACGGCACGGACGUCUGCAACGGCGCCAUAGCAAUUCGUCUCACCACAGAUGCGGAUGCCUGCCCGAACAAAGCCGUCGGCUACGUGGUGAAGCCUGGCGGCUUCAUGACAGGCACCGUCAACUCAGGUUUCACGUGCGAGUCGGGUGCCACCGCGACGUCGACGCUGCGUUCGUCGGUGGCGGGCAUGACGCUCAACACGGCCGGCGCCUUCACCUUCCAGGCCCCGAACACCGAGUUGGAUGUGCGAGCCAUCAUCUUUAUGCGCUGCGACGGGGUCGUGACCUGCCAGACGGAGGUAGUCUUCGUGGUCGCCUCCAGCACCGUCGCCCCGCCCACGACGACGACGAGCACCGUCGCCCCCAUCACGCAGUGCCCCCGGUCCUUCACGUUCGACGUCCCGACGGGUCAGUCGCUCAGCGGCAAGCUCGACCCCAUCCCAGCCACCUCAUGCAACAUCACCACCUACUUGAUCGCGAACAGCAGCAGCGACGUCAGCGGCCGUCUGCGGGUGAACCUGCUCGGUCAGUUCUUCUACACCGCGCCGAACGCGCAGGGCGUGGACUACGCUGCCGUGGACGUGUACUGCGCCAAGGCCUUUGUCUGCCGCACCCAGCUCGCUUUCACCGCCUACACGCCGCUACCGUCCGUUGGCCCGACGACGUCGCCGCUGCAGCCGUGCGCCAACGUGUACUACUACGAGGCGGCGCCCGGCGUGGCGGUCAAGACGUCGCUGAACAACAUGCCUGGGCAGGACAGAUGCCUGCAUGGCCGCUACUUUACCGUCAACACCGCCCCGCAGUCCGGCGCGCUGGAGAUGACGCCGAUCGGCGACUUUAUUUACCGCCCUCCGACGCAGGAGGGACAGUUCCAGUUCACCUUCACGAUGUACUGCCUGAACCAGCAGUACUGCGCCGGCACGGCCUACCUGCUCGUGUCGGACCAGUGGACGCUGAGCCCCGAGUCCAGCCCGACCCCAACGGGCACCGUCGGACCGGUGGUGAUCACGAACGAGCAGAUCACCUGCCAGGGUACGUGUAACGCUAACGCGUGGAAGACGUACCCGACGCCGCGUGUGUGGGAUAAUACCCCGGGCACCGGCUACGCCCGCAAGGAUGGCCGCCCGGUCGACGGCAUCUCCGUCACGUGGCGCAACAACUCUCUCGUCUUCCUCGUCUACAGCCUGAUCGGAAACCUCGGCGUGCGCUUCCCCACCUUCGAGGCCCUCACGAGCACGAAGGGCGCGUUUAUGGAGUCGCAAGACUUUGUGAGCGGCGUUGCGGCCGGCUCGCCGGGCUUUGAGAUGAGCUGCCUCGACAACCAAGGCCGCGCCGGUCUCGGCGAGGACGUGUGGAAGUGGAUGAGCCUCUCCUACGGCGCCGGCACCGGCUACGUCGGCGCGUAUUACCGCGCCGGCUCGUCGUGGUACCAGAAGUUCGGCGGCAAGCACAUUGGCUGCGACACCUUCGCCGAUCCGUGCCGCUACGCCCCGCUGCUGACGCCGGCCAACUACACGAACACCUCGCUCGGCCGAUGGUCGAUCGACGUGAACGACUGCGAUGCGACGUGGACGGGCGUCUUCCCGUACACCUCGCUGGAGAAGAUGAUGAAGCACGACGGCGCGCCGGUGUGGACCUUCGUCGCGGACCGGCAGGUGCAGGGCACGCUGUACUCCGAGGCGGUGCAGGCGAGCUCGUGGCUGGCGCCGGGCUCGUUUGAGACGCACUACGACACGCACGAUAUCCUCAUUAGUCUAAACCAAUUCGUGGCGGUGACCAAGACGGGCACGCAGGAGUCCCUCGUUUCGGUCGACGCGGAGUUCUUCACCUACGUGGAUGCCGCGACGGGCGACGAGGCUUUUGGCAUCAACAUGCUCGUCUACCCCUUCGUGGAUGACACCAUGGCGUCGAGCUACGCCCGCGACCGCCACGUCGUUGGGUUUAAAUGGGUGGAGCAGGAGUGGAUGUCGCCCGACGCGGAGCAGUGCCCGACCUGCACCGGUACGAAGAUGAAGUGCACGGUGCCGCUGGAAGGGACGGACGCGACCUACAAGGGUGCCUUCCCGGAGGGAGACUGCGGCAACGGCCAGGGACGCGUGCACCUCGUCAAGGGCCCUGCCAUGUCCGUCGACGACUGCGCCGUGAAUCAGAUGCACGUGUACAACCGCUCCGGCUUCUCAGCGACGCGCAACUGCAAGGCGACCUACCAGAACGUGACGCUGCGCGGCAUCGUCCCGGGCAGCCGCAACCUCGCCGCCGUGUUGAAGCGCGCCUUCAACUAUGAGGGCGUCAUUCAACUCAUGCUGCAGAUGGAGAAUGGCGGCUUGGAGCGGCUGAAUAUGCACCUCUCCAUGUACGUGUCGCGCCUCUCGAAGGACGCACAGCGCGUCGAGGGCGGCCUCAACACGUGCCGCAGCGGCAGUUACUGGCCGGUGCUCGACCCCCUCGGUACGUCGACCCCCGCCCACCCCUUCGGCCUCAGCGUCUCCGAGGCGACGCCGCUCUGCAUUGACGACCUCAGUUCCUCCUACGGACCGAGCGACUGGGCCCUCUUCACGAUGAACAUGCCGGGCGUGAAGCCGAGCGAGGUGACGGUGGGCAGCGUGUACGUGCUGCUGAACAACACGCGGGUGUACCUCGUCUACAAGGACCCCGCCACCGGCGUCGCCGCGAUCCCUGACGCCGCCAACGGGGCUUGGUGGCAGUACAAGUAUCCCUUCUUCGCCUUCCGCGACCUCUCCGCGCACGUGCUGAACCACAGCAUCACCUUCAGCCCGCAGAUGGCGAACUCAGCCGCGGCGGCCGACAUCGUCUACGCCUUCACCUUCAUCCCCGGCUCGCUGGGCCUCGACACGGACAUCGAAGUCGUCGUGGAGGCCGUCAUCCAACAGGCCGGCGUCCCCGCCAGCAGCACCGAGCUCCGCCGCGUGCUGCACGUCGACCCUCUGCUCACCCAGCUCAGCCGUCAGGGCCCGGUCGCGAAGCCGUCGACGCCCUCGCGCGACAACGCCCGGCGAGACUUGUACGCAAUCGGCGCGACCGCCGGUGUGGCCGUGGCGCUCGUCGUCACCGUAAUCUUUUUCAUGCUAGCGGACAACAACCGGCCGUUGCCCAAGUGGGUGCCGCGUGGCAAGCUUAUCAAGGAUACGGUGCUGUCGAUGCUGCCGGCUGGCAUUCGUGGAAAGAAGAAGCUGAAGCGUACUGUGCACAAGGACAUGUACGACGCCAUGAACUCCGGCCGCUACUGA
Messenger RNA from Leptomonas pyrrhocoris, 5299 nucleotides. RefSeq lists its product as hypothetical. The coding region runs from base 140 to 5299 and encodes 1719 amino acids. The record is from RefSeq and is a predicted model, not a curated record. The transcript has a single exon. NCBI's taxonomy places the organism in Eukaryota, Euglenozoa, Kinetoplastea, Trypanosomatida, Trypanosomatidae.